Molecule: messenger RNA, 1323 nt
Organism: Fomitopsis serialis
Lineage: Eukaryota; Fungi; Basidiomycota; Agaricomycetes; Polyporales; Fomitopsidaceae
Exons: 5
Coding region: 1-1323 (440 amino acids)
Biological process (GO): positive regulation of transcription by RNA polymerase II
Cellular component (GO): RNA polymerase II transcription regulator complex
Molecular function (GO): DNA-binding transcription factor activity; protein dimerization activity
Source: RefSeq, a predicted model, not a curated record
AUGGCUCUCCCGAUCACCAUCCCCGCCUCCCCUGCUGCUGGCUCUCCCGCCUCCACUGACGGCACCAACGGGCCCCAGACCCCUUCCUCUCCUUCCAACCCCCCGACACUCGCUCUUCCCCCUGCGGAUGCUGCGGCCCCUGCGGCUGCUCCCGCAACUAAUAACGGCGCCGCCAACAACAACGCCACGGCCAACGCCAACAAGCGCAAGCCUAGCCGCCGUGCCAACACGGCCGAGCGCAGGGCUACUCACAACGCUGUCGAGAGGGCCCGCCGAGAGACUCUGAACAGUCGCUUCCUCGACCUUGCGGCGCUGCUGCCCAACCUCUCCCAGAUCCGCCGCCCCUCCAAGUCCUCUAUCGUCAACUCGUCGAUCGCUCACCUUCGCCUCAUUAAGCUGGAGGCCGACGCGCUCCGCCGCGAGUUGAACGAGUGGCGCGAUCGCUCCGGUCUCCCCCGCGUUGAAGAGCCCGUCCGCGGCGAAGGUUUCCAGAUGAUCCUCAGUGGCGAGGAGGACGGCGCUGACUACGCCGGUGAUGACUACGGUGAUGAUGAGUUCGUGGGCGCUCAAAACGGCAGCGUUGUCGGUAACCAUGCGAACAUCGGUCCGGUGACGAGCCCAUGGACGAGAUUCGCGUCCCGAUGGCACACGCGGCCGCACUGCGCUCCUCAAGAACGACCCUUUGCUCAUGGCGUCCCUAACAACGGCAUGCACCUCCCGCCGUUGAUGACACGCGGCGGACAUAACAACGGUACGCCCAUGAUCGUCCAGAGCCCCACCUCAGUGUCGUUCGAGAACCCGGCUAUGGUGUCGAUGUACGAGCCGCACCACGUUCUUCCCGGCAUGAACAACGAGGACAAGGUCUCUUGGCACGGCUCCAUGUACAACGGGAUGGCGAACCCGGGCCCCGGCCAGCAGCAGUUCACCCCGCCGGCGACCGCGCAGGGCCAGCAGCAGCGCGCGUACUUCAUGAACAUGCAGCGCCAGCAGGCGAUGAUGCAGCAACAGCAGCGCGGCAGCAUGGGCCAUGCGUACGGAAGCCCCACGGACGGGGAUGACGCGUCGAGCGUCGGGUCUGGGCCAGCGCGCCGCGAGCGCAGCGGCAGCAUGGGCAGCAACGGGAGCGGGUAUGGCUCGCCAGGCUCGAGCGGCGGGUACGAGGUGCCGCGGCGGAUGGGCAGCGGAAACGGCGCACCGUUCGGCGGCGAAGGCAUGCCUAUGGGCAUGAACGGCAUGGGCAUGGGCCCGGGCAUGAUGAAGGGUGCGCCGAUCAGCGUCGGUGGCGGCGGGAACGGCCACGGGUACGCGUCCAUGAUGCUCUGA